Zingiber officinale is the source of this 1325-nucleotide messenger RNA. Its product is annotated as salt tolerance receptor-like cytoplasmic kinase 1. Gene Ontology annotation, cellular component: plasma membrane. The coding region runs from base 1 to 1152 and encodes 383 amino acids. NCBI's taxonomy places the organism in Eukaryota, Viridiplantae, Streptophyta, Magnoliopsida, Zingiberales, Zingiberaceae. Gene Ontology annotation, biological process: protein phosphorylation. The record is from RefSeq and is a predicted model, not a curated record. Gene Ontology annotation, molecular function: ATP binding; protein kinase activity. The transcript has 2 exons.
AUGGAAUUUGUUUUUCCUUACCUAUUUAUAUGCAUCGUCUUCUUCCUCCUCUUCUUAGUUACAAUGGUGCAUAUUGCCGUUGUUACGAGCAUCGCCGUGGUGUCGUCCGUUGCCACUGCUUCCAUCGUCUGCUUCAAGAUGUUCUGCAGGUGCAAAAUGGCACUUCUCGGGCGGUGCCGGGCCGAGGUCGACUCCGAACUCGGCCCGGCCCAGGCCUGCAUUGGAGGCGACCCGGAGAAGGGAGCAGCCGCGCUCCGGCGGUUCCGGUGGCCCGAGGUCGAAUCCCUGACGGCGAGGUUCGCUCCUUCCGCUGUGAUCGGCGAGGGAGGCUCCAGCAUCGUCUACCUCGGCCGCCUCCCGGAUUCCUCCUUCGCCGCCGUCAAGCUCAACCGUCCCAGCGAGCGCCUCCGCCGCGCCUUCCGCCGGGAGCUCGACGUCCUCCGCCCCCUCCGCCACGCCAACGUCGUCCGCCUCCUCGGCUACUGCGACGACCGCGAGGAACAGGGGGUUUUGGUGUUCGAGUACGUACCCGAAGGCAGCCUCCACGAGCAGCUCCACGAGAGGGGCGCGGCUCUGCCGUGGGAGCGACGGAUGGAGGCGGCGCUCCAAGUGGCGCGGGCGCUGGAGUACCUCCACGAGGGGUGCGACCCCCCUGUGGUGCACGGCGACGUGAAGGCUGCGAACGUGCUCCUCGGCGGUUCCACGGGGGCGAAGCUCUGCGACUUCGGGUCGGCGAGCGCGGGGUUCUCGGCGGCGGUGGCGGAGCCGCGGCGCGCGAUGGCUGUGGGAUCGCCGGGGUACGUCGACCCGCACUACCUGCGGACGGGGAUGGUGUCGAAGAAGAGCGACGUGUACAGCUUCGGGGUACUGCUGCUGGAGUUGGUCACGGGGGCGGAGGCGUUCGACGCGGAGAGGGAGGUGCGGCUGACGGCGGCGAUGGGAACGCUGCUUCGGGAGCCAGGGAGGAAGGCAGCGGAAGAGGUGGACGCGAGGCUGGGAGGGGAGUACGACGCCGGAGAGGCGGCAGCAGCUGUGGCGGUCGCGGCGAUGUGCCUCGCCGAAAACCCUGCGCUCCGGCCGUCGAUGACGGAGGUAGUGGCAUUCCUGCGACAAAAAAAAGCCGUGCGAUUUUCAUCGAAGCCUUCAACGUAAAAAAAUUGGAAAAAAAUUAAUAUGCACCCUGUAAGUUUACCUAGUAUUUCAAAAGCCCCAAAUUUUAAAAUUACUGAACCCCUCCAAUUUCCAUAGUAUGGAGUGGAAGAUAGUGGGGGCAAAUGUGAUGUAUAUUACAAAUUUGGAGUAUUUUAGGGGAUUAUUUUUGUGAA